Neolamprologus brichardi is the source of this 2296-nucleotide messenger RNA. RefSeq names its product syntrophin, basic 1 (gene sntb1). Gene Ontology annotation, molecular function: protein binding; structural molecule activity. Gene Ontology annotation, cellular component: intracellular anatomical structure; dystrophin-associated glycoprotein complex; synapse. Lineage: Eukaryota; Metazoa; Chordata; Actinopteri; Cichliformes; Cichlidae. The record is from RefSeq and is a predicted model, not a curated record.
CUGAAAGAGCUCGGGCUGGUCGGACGGGACGCUCGAUAUAAGUCCUGCAGAAAACUUCAGAGGGGGCAAAGUCCAGCCCGGGCGAGAGGGAGAUAGGGUGGAACUUGCGAGCGCGCUGGGAACUAAAUCACAUGUGAUUUUUUACAGAAAUGCUCCAAAGAUGGCGGUGGUAGUAGCGACAGGAGUUCCGAUUGGCUCCGGAGUGCAAAAAAGUGGAUUUGUGGAGGUUUUGGUGCGAGAGCAGUGGCACAAAGUUUUGGUCAACUUGAACGAGGAAGCGCUCACGUUAAGCUGUGAGAGCAACGUUAACGAGAGUGUCGAUGACAAUGUCAACUCUAACGGCGUUACCAACGGAUCUUACCAUGACAACAGUAAUACCAACUCCAACAAUGGCCCCCAAACUGUGCGCACCGCGUUCACGGACCUCCCGGAGCGGGUACCCGAAGCGAUCGCCAACAAAAAGCGGUGCGUCAAGGUGACCAAGCAGGAAGUCGGGGGACUUGGGAUUAGCAUCAAAGGAGGGAAGGAGAAUAAGAUGCCCAUCCUCAUAAGUAAAAUAUUCAAGGGGCUCGCUGCGGACCAGACCCAGUCUCUGUAUGUGGGGGACGCGAUCCUGUCCGUGAACGGUAUGAACCUGCGGGACGCGACCCACGACGAGGCUGUGCAGGCGCUGAAACGAGCCGGGAAAGAGGUGACUCUGGAAGUCAAGUAUAUGCGUGAGGCCACACCAUAUGUCAAAAAGGGCUCUCCUGUGUCAGAGAUCGGCUGGGAGACGCCUCCUCCCGAGUCCCCCCGUCUCAGCAGCCCUCCCGUCACCUCCUCACCUGAAACUCCAAGUCCUACGAUUCAGCACUCCUUGUCUCUGAACGGUGACAGGAGGUGCAUACCACUGAAGAUGUGUUAUGUAACCCGAGCCAUGACCACACCAGACCCUGAGAACAGACAACUAGAGCUACACUCUCCUGAUGUCAGGCACACUGUGGUGCUGCGUUGCCCAGACCAACCAUCUGCCCUGUCGUGGUUCUCCGCCAUGCACUCUGUCACAUCAGCACUGGCACAGCGGGUGCUGCAAGAGGUUAUCCAAAACACAGCCAGGGCAGGAGUUGCUGGCAGCAAAGAGAUACGACACCUAGGAUGGCUUGCAGGCAAGACAGAGAGUGAGAAGCAGUGCUGGAAGCCGGUGCUGGUGGUGGUGACAGAAAAGGACCUGCUGCUAUAUGACUGCUUACCACGAGGCCAGGAGGCCUGGCAGAGCCCUACACACACUUACCCACUUUUAGCAACGCGUCUGGUCCACUCAGGCCCUGACCGGGGGUCGCCGCACUCUGGCACAGAGCUGUUCUUUGCCACUCGGACUGGCACACGACUUGGCAUUGAGACUCACCUGUUCCGGACUGAGACCACCAAGGACCUGUCCCUGUGGACCAGACACAUUGUGAAUGGAUGUCACGCAUCAGCUGAGAUGAUCAAAGAAGUCUCUACGAGUUGUCUGUACCGGGGUCAGGAGUGUCGGCUGGCGAUCCACUAUGAGAGGGGCUUCUCUGUGCUGGCUGACCCGAAAGCAGAAGGUGGGGAGGACUUUGAGGAGAGAGUAGCUCGCACUACUAGCAAGCCCCAAGUUCUCCUCUCUUACCCCUUUGAAAAACUAAAGAUGUCUUCAGAUGACGGAGUACGCAUGCUGUUCCUCGACUUUGGGGGGAAGGAAGGGGAAAUUCAAUUGGACCUCCACUCGUGUCCAAAGCCGAUCGUCUUCAUCCUCCACUCUUUCCUCUCUGCUAAGAUCUCCCGCCUGGGUCUGGUAGCUUGAUGGCAUCUCCACAAAGGGACAUGUAAACUUCUUUGAAAGCAGAACUCCACCUCGUCUGUCCGCCUAUCUGCAGCCUGCAUGCAGUAAAACCACCUCAAACUCCUUCAGUCGGAAACCCGAGCUGAGCGAAUGUAGCCUCUAUCUGGAAAUCAAACUCUGUAUGGAGUCUCCAACUCUAUGUUUAAGAAAAAAAAAUUAAGAAAGAGAUCAAAGUGAAAAUGUGCUCUUAACAGACUCUCUGUAAUGGCUGCAUGGACUGAAAUGUUGAUUGAAGAAGCACGGAGGAAAGUUCAGACUGGCCUAGAUACAGAAGGAUGACAUAAGGACGUAUGGAAAGGAGAAUAUCGGGCAUUGCUGUCACGUUCGGAUUUGGAAGGAUUGUCCACGUGUAGCAGGCCUGGGAUGAAUUCACUUUCCAUUCAAUCAAAAUACCGGGCAAACUGCCUUCCAUUUACCAAUUAAAUAAUUUAUUUACCAUUAGCUCUGAAA